This is a messenger RNA of Ogataea haglerorum, 1323 nucleotides long. RefSeq lists its product as uncharacterized. NCBI's taxonomy places the organism in Eukaryota, Fungi, Ascomycota, Pichiomycetes, Pichiales, Pichiaceae. The record is from RefSeq and is a predicted model, not a curated record. Gene Ontology annotation, cellular component: GPI-anchor transamidase complex. Gene Ontology annotation, biological process: attachment of GPI anchor to protein. The transcript has a single exon. The coding region runs from base 1 to 1323 and encodes 440 amino acids.
AUGUUCAAGCCAACACUGGUGCUGGUAAUUGCACUGAUAUCGCCUCUUCUGUAUCAGCAGCUGCUCAACUUCCUCAACAGAAAGGUAGUUCCGCUAGAGGUGCUGCGCUACUACGUCCAACACCCCCUCGACGACGUGACCAUCAAGAUUCCAGUAUACAUCGAGUCUGCGGAUCUGCGAUUGCUCGACGUCGGAGAGGCCAUACACAUCCAGACCCUCGGCAGGCUGCGAGAAACAGAGCGCACGCUGCCCGAUGUGCAGUUUGAUUUCUUCGAAUACACGAACCAGACCGAUGCGCUUCUAAUGAAAUUUUUCAUCAGCGACGGCAACGGCAUAUACGUGGACGCCGUGGAGGGCUACGCGGCGCUUUUCUACACGCUGGAGGCGGUGGACGCCAACGACGUGCCGUACUUCGGCACGCAGCUGCUCCUGGAUCACUGCUACAACGAUGAAAUCAAAAACUACGUUGCAGACAGGUUUCUGCAGCUCGUGGACUACAACUCGAAAAAGCACAGCUUCUUGCACCAGUCGCAGUACGAGACCUCGUUGCAGGAUCCUCUGCGGCUUGUGUUUGUCAUGAUGAGCGCCGAGACCAACUGGGAGGUUGAGCAGGCCGUGAAAAUGCAUCUUGAGCCCGUUCUCAGCAUCCUGUCCAACUACACCCUGGAAUAUUUGCAUGUGGACGAGGACGUCAAGUCGCCGUCACGCUACAUAGACGAGUAUUUCCCCGAAGAGUUGUCCGCGUUGCCCAACUUGGCAGACUUCUAUCUCUCGCACAACAGCUCCAACUCCACGCUGUACCUCCUGUACUAUCCGUUUGAGCUGGCAGACGACUCGAUCCGCACCAUGUCCGUCGACAACCACAGCAUUUACUCCAGCAAGGAAAACACCUUUCUCAACAUAAAAUCCUGGGGAUCCGUCUACUUUGCGCACACUGCAAGCUACCACGGCUACGUUCCUGCGCAGAAUCUGGCCGACUGUAUGUGGUCGUUUGCAGAAUCUGUGCUGGACCACUAUCACUUUCCGAACGAGAACAUGGCGCCUGCUCUGCGCAUCCAGAUGUACAAGCGGAUUGCCACGGUCAGGAACCUGACUUACUUCAGCCACAGGCUCUCGCAGGUAGUGGGCUGGCUCGAGAGCAACACUCUGGACAGUUCUCUGGGAAGCGCGAUUCUCGACGCUUUCGGUCGCCGGGAGCAGGUAAAAGAAAGGCUAGAGAGCUACGACUACGACGCGGCGCUGCAACUUAGCACAGACUUGGCGGCCGUGUUCGACAAGCAGAUACAGAACCUUGAUUUUGGAAAGCUGGAGAUAAUCGGGUGA